AUGAAGAGCACCACUUUUCUCGCCACAGGUACACUCCUUGUGACCGCCCCAUUUGCCCUUGCUGGUGACCUCUGCCUUUCUUCUGCCUGCACGCUUGCACCCCCUGACCAGGGGCCUGCCUGCGGCUGGUGGCAGAUGUGGUCCCCUGGUGUUGAUGUCUGCGGCCCUGGAACCAAAGAGCUCCACCCCAGUGACGACCUUGAAUCACACCUUGUAAACAAUGGCCCGAUUAUCCUGGACGACAUCUGUGGUGUGACUGUUGCACUAUCCUGGGGUGAUGGAGCGCCCGUUCUCGACUAUGUUAACGUCGAGGAGAACUACUCCUGGAGUGUCCCGGCGGACAACAUCGAGGUGGUACCGACUGCGGCAAUGCAGGACCUAUCUUUAGCCGUUGGUACUGGCCUGACAUUGGUAUUUGCUAGUUUGGUAGCUAUUGAGUCUGACAAAGGGGAUGUUUUCUAA
Molecule: messenger RNA, 462 nt
Organism: Aspergillus versicolor CBS 583.65
Lineage: Eukaryota; Fungi; Ascomycota; Eurotiomycetes; Eurotiales; Aspergillaceae
Exons: 3
Coding region: 1-462 (153 amino acids)
Source: RefSeq, a predicted model, not a curated record